Molossus molossus (Pallas's mastiff bat) is the source of this 2704-nucleotide messenger RNA. It is a transcript of the gene UTP14A, whose product is annotated as UTP14A small subunit processome component. Gene Ontology annotation, biological process: rRNA processing. The transcript has 17 exons. Gene Ontology annotation, cellular component: nucleolus; small-subunit processome. Bases 1 to 2532 code for a protein of 843 amino acids. The record is from RefSeq and is a predicted model, not a curated record. Lineage: Eukaryota; Metazoa; Chordata; Mammalia; Chiroptera; Molossidae.
AUGGCAUCCAGCAAAAGACUGAAGCCACCCUUCCUGCAAGAAGAAUAUGUCAGAGUGCCCAGGUUUGUAGCCUCCCACAGUCUCUACUGUUUGUCUAUGGUUGAUAAGAGAGAAAGACGACGCGACUUGUCGCGCGUGAUUGGAGGAAAAAGAAAUUGCUUUGCGGCCGGUACGGAAAUUGCUUUCUUCUCAGCUUCCGCUCCUGGUCCAUGUGAGAGACAGGCUGCUGAGAUGAAGGUGAUACGGCCCAAGGAGAGCCUUCUGGCUUUGAGGGAACAGGAAGAACUAGAGGAUUUGCCAAAUGACUACCCCUCGAGCACCAGUGAAGAUGAGGGGGACAAUGGUGGAGAGCGAAAGCAUCAAAAGCUUCUGGAAGCAAUCAGUUCCCUUGAUGGAAAGGAUAGGCGGAAAUUGGCUGAGAGAUCUGAGGCUAGUCUGAAAGUGUCAGAGUUCACAGUCAGUUCUGAAGGAUCAGGAGAAAGGCUAAUCCUUUCAGAUCUGCUUGAGCCCUUUAAAACAUCAUCCACAUUGGCCACUGUGAAAAAGCAACUGAAUAGAGUCAAAUCAAAGAAGACUGUGGAGUUACCCCUUAACAAAGAAGAGAUUGAGCGGAUCCAUAGAGAAGUGGCAUUCAAUAAAACCUCACAGGCCCUCUCCAAAUGGGAUCCCGUUGUCCUGAAGAACCGACAAGCAGAGCAGCUGGUGUUCCCCCUGAAGAAGGAGCAGUCAGCCUUUGCUCCCAUUGAACAUGUACUCAAUGGCUGGAAGGCAAGAACUCCCUUGGAGCAGGAAAUUUUUAACCUCCUCUAUAAGAAUAAGCAGCCAGUGACAGACCCUUUACUGACUCCUGUGGAAAAGGCCUCUCUCAAAGCCAUGAGCCUGGAAGAGGCUAAGAUGCGCCGAGCAGAGCUUCAGAGGGCCCGGGCUCUGCAGUCUUACUAUGAGGCCAGAGCUCGAAGAGAGAAGAAAAUCAAAAGCAAAAAGUAUCACAGAGUUCUGAAGAAAGGAAAGGCUAAGGAAGCCCUAAAAGAGUUUGAGAAACUGCGGAAGGUCAAUCCUAAUGCUGCACUGGAAGAACUGGAAAAACUCAAAAAGGCCAGAAUAAUGGAGCGAAUGAGCCUUAAGCACCAGAACAGUGGAAAAUGGGCAAAAUCAAAGGCAAUUAUGGCCAAAUAUGACCUGGAGGCUCGCCAGGCUAUGCAGGAUCAGUUGGCCAGGAACAAAGAACUGACGCAGAAAUUCCAGGUGGCCUCCGAGAGUGAAGAAGAGGAGGGAGGUACAGAAGAAGAGGGUGACCUCCUUGUCCCUGAUGUAGUAAAUGAGGUACAGAUGACUUCAGAUGGACCAAAUCCCUGGAUGGUCAGGAAUCACUCUGGUGGUGAAAAACAGGCUGAAAUCCAGAAGGACCCCGAACAACUUCCAGAGCCUGUGGCCAACGAGGCUUCUGAAAGUGAGGGAGAAGAAAGCCCAGUGGCAAAGGAAGAAAUUUUGUUGAAAGAAUUUGAGGAAAGGCGAUCACUUAGUAAAAAGUCUGGGCUCAACCAGGAUGCCAAGCCAGUGGGCAGACAAGAGACAAAAGAUUUUAGCAGCCAGGAGGUGCUGUCUGAAUUGAGAGCACUAUCUCAGAAACUCAACAAGGACAACCAUCAGUCCAGGAAGCAGAAAGUGAGUUCAGCAAGGACAGUUUUGCCAGUCCAGAGAGAGGGACCUGCCAGGGAAGAAGAAGAGCCCUUGUUGCUGCAGACGCUGGAGAGAGCAAAGACUCUAGAGGAGCUGGACAAAGAAGGGUGCUUUCAAAAUAAGGAGCUUUCCAGACCUGCAUUAGAAGGGAAGCAGUUGGAGAAGAAUCCAGAUAAUCAGCCUAGUGCUCCCAAGAAGAAAAGGAAGGAGCAAAUGAUUGACCUGCAGAACAUCCUAACCACAAAAUCUCCUUCCAUGAAGUCUUUGGCAGUUCCCACGACAAUAGAGGAGAUGGAAGAUGAACAGGAGAGAGAUCAAAAGCAAAUGAUAAAGGAAGCUUUUGCUGGUGAUGAUGUCAUCAGAGACUUCUUGAAAGAGAAGAGGGAAGCUGUGGAGGCGAGUAAGCCAAAGGACAUGGACCUGACUCUGCCUGGCUGGGGCGAGUGGGGUGGUGUUGGCCUAAAGCCCAGUUCCAGGAAGAGACACCGGUUUCUCAUUAAAGUACCUGAGGGUUCUCCAAGAAAAGACAAGAAUUUGCCAAAUGUGAUUAUCAAUGAGAAGCGAAACAUCCAUGCAGCAGCUCACCAGGUGCGGGUGCUUCCAUAUCCAUUCACCCACCAUCAACAAUUUGAACGGACCAUCCAGACCCCUAUAGGAUCUACGUGGAACACCCAGAGGGCCUUCCAAAAGCUGACUACGCCCAAGGUUGUCACCAAGCCAGGCCAUAUCAUUAAGCCUAUAAAAGCAGAGGAUGUAGGCUACCGGUCUUCCUCAAGAUCGGACCUCUCUGUCAUACAGAGGAAUCCAAAACAACUCUCCGUACGUCACAAAAAACAACUGAAGAAAAACUAAAGAUUGAGUUGCUUGCAGGAGUGACAUCUUGGUACCCAGAACCAGGAGCCCUGACUGCUCCUCCAUUGGCCUGGUUUUACUCCAAGCUACAGGAUCAAUUUCAAAAUUUGUCAGCACACUGUGGGUAUAGUUAAGCCACAUUUUAGAAAUAAAGGCAUUUUUAUCUAUUUAA